Messenger RNA from Colletotrichum phormii, 1365 nucleotides. Its product is annotated as major facilitator superfamily domain-containing protein. Gene Ontology annotation, molecular function: transmembrane transporter activity. The record is from RefSeq and is a predicted model, not a curated record. Gene Ontology annotation, biological process: transmembrane transport. NCBI's taxonomy places the organism in Eukaryota, Fungi, Ascomycota, Sordariomycetes, Glomerellales, Glomerellaceae. Gene Ontology annotation, cellular component: membrane. The coding region runs from base 1 to 1365 and encodes 454 amino acids. The transcript is spliced from 8 exons.
AUGUUUUCGAAGUCUAAAGAAGGCGAGGGGUCCGGUGAACAUGAUCCGGAGAAGCAUGAUGCCUUCGAGGAUAGCAAUCCCGAAGAUAGCCAUGUGGAGAACAUUCGUCAAUCCCAAGUCCACUAUGAAAUAGAUCCUGCCUUGAGUAAACGCCUAGACCGCAAGUUCGACAUCCACAUUAUCCCUUGGCUUUUCGGAAUUUGGCUUUUUGCUUUUAUCGACAGGAGCAAUAUUGGGAACGCCAAGAUUGACGGCCUCUUGGAAGACCUCGACAUGGUUACCGGCACGAAGUUCAAUGUUGCACUUAAUUGGAUCGUGAAAAAGAUCCGAGCCGGCGUCUAUCUACCAACUCUCAUCACCUGUUGGGGCAUCGUAAGCACGUUUCUUGGUUUCACGAAAUCUUUCGCAGGCCUUGUGGUCUAUCGACUGCUCCUUGGACUCUUCGAGGGCGGUCUACUUGGAGGUAUCGUUGUGUAUCUAGCCAUGUUCUACCGUCGACAUCAGAUGCUGUAUCGCAUCGGCUUGUUCUAUUGCGCAGCCCCCUUAUCCGGCGCUUUUGGAGGUCUGCUAGCCACGGGAUUGGCAACGAUACGACGCGGCGGCUACAACAGGUGGCCUUGGAUUUUCUUUGUUGAGGGCGCAAUUACGACAGUCUUCGGCGUGACCUGCUUCUUCUUCAUGCCAAGCACCCCAGCUGAUGCGAAGUUCCUUACAACGGAUGAACAUGUCAACGAUGAGCACUUUAGCUGGCACUGGGUGAAAAUGGCGGUGCUCGCGCCGCAGACAUGUUUCUGCACUUUAGCAUGGAUAUUUCUUCUCAUCCCACUUUACAGCUUCUCGCUAUUUCUGCCGUCGAUCAUCCAGGGCCUCGGAUAUCGCAACACCACUCAGAUCCAGCUUCUCACCGUCCCACCCAAUAUCGCCGCUUUUCUUGUCGUGCUAGCCACGUCUGCACUUUCUGACAAGAUCAAGGCACGAGGUCCGAUUAUGGCCGUUGGGAGUAUGGUAGCUUUGUGCGGAUAUACCAUGAUUCUUGCCUCGAAAUCAAGCAAUGUUCGCUACGGGGGUACGUUCCUCAUUGCGACAGGAGUUUUCCCUGGAAUUGGGUUGUUGAUUGGCUUGGCAAACACCUCUGCCUUUCCAGCUACAUUCAUCUAUUUGCAGAAAGACGCUCCGGAUUAUGUUCUGGGUCACUCAGUCUGCGUAGAUUCCUUAGUCCUCUGCUGUGUUAAGAUGUGUCUGCAGAUGCUCUAUUGUCGAUGGGAAAAUUCGAAGCGCGAGCGAGGAGAUCGAGAUGAACGACUGCGAGGGAACAAGGUUCACCUUCUUGGACAUCGACACCCUGCUUAUCGGUAUACCUUGUGA